AUGAAUUCUCAAAUAAGCCCAAGACCACCUUUGCCAAAAUUUGAUUGGAAAUUAGUAGAAACCUAAAAAAAAGAAGAAACAAAAUAAAAAACAGAAUUACAAAAGUCUGAUAAAAGAAGACUUAAAUAAGUAUGCCUAUAAAUAGAUGAAAUGCUCAUAAAACUCUCAUAAGUUAAUUUUGAAUUCUUAAAUAAUUUAAACCAAGAAAACAUUAAGAUCUAGUGUUUAGAGAUAUUGGAUAAUGAAUUGAUAGAGAAAGUAAAAUCAAAAAAAUAUUAAUCAAUAGCAGGUGCAUUGAUUAUAUAAUCUUUGAGAAUCCUGCUUAUUCCAUUAAGAAUUAAGGAAGUAACUUAAAUAUUUAAUGUGGAUGAAAAGUAAGUACGUAAGAUCUUAAUAUUAUUAAAUAAAUUUAAACCGUUUAAUGAGGAUGCAUUUACAAUAGCAUUUAUGGCAAGAAUUUGUGCUUGCAUAGGACUUAAUCAGAAAUUCUAAAUAUUAUGCAAAUUCUUUUAUUCACAUUUAAAGAAUUUACAUAUCGUCUAAGGUGAACACGAACAUGUUAUAGCAUCAGUUUUAGUUAAAUUAACUGGAGAUUUCGUAUUCAAAGAAAAAGGAGGAAUUAAUUUAAAUGUCGUCUCAGAAAUAGCUGGAUGUUGCGAAGUUUCCCUUAAGAAUCUUCUAUAAAAAUUAAUACCGUACAAUUAAAACAUGUAAGAAUCCGCCUUUGAAUUUUAUCAGAGGACAAAAUGAUGGGAAAAAACCUCCAUCUAAAUUUUAUAAUUAAUUAUAGUCAG
Messenger RNA from Paramecium sonneborni, 794 nucleotides. Lineage: Eukaryota; Ciliophora; Oligohymenophorea; Peniculida; Parameciidae. The record is from the annotation of a GenBank genome assembly.